GUCAGCCCCCUCCCGGUCGACCCGGCAACGUAUAAACAGAUCAAUCACGAGCGGUGACAUGCCAGUAAACCAUUCGCUGCUGCUUAUUGAGCUAUAAAUAUUACUCCAUAAAAUAAAACGAGUGUUGUGCAAUAAAAGUUUUUGGUACGAACCUCUUUUUCGCGGGCUAUUUGAAUAUUCUGGCCGUUCGUUCGGAAUUCAAACUUUCAAGUUUUUGCCACCAAAAAGUUGACAUCGCUUGUAAUUAUUUGAAGGAUUUAAAGUCUCGAUUUCGGACAACAAUUUGUGGAGUUUACAUUGCAGAGUCGAUUUUUAAGUGAAAAAUGGCAAACGAGGCUGAAGAAACGGUUCGCAAGCUUGCUAUGCACAAGGGUGUGGCAGGAGUCAUUGUGGUGAACGGUGAAGGUAUACCGAUCAAGACGACGUUGGAGAAUCAUGUUUCUGUUCAGUACGCGGGGUUGAUGAGUUCAUUGGUGGACAAAGCGAAGGCGGUAGUACGAGAUCUGGAUCCUACAAAUGACUUGACGUUCUUGAGGAUACGCAGUAAGAAAAGUGAAGUGAUGGUAGCUCCCGAUAAAGACUUUAUACUUAUAGUGGUUCAAAAUCCUGUGGAAUGACAGAAUAUCUUGGCUCGUGGGCCAAUUUUUAUGCUUUGUUUAGUUAAAAAUCGCGAAUUUUGUUAGCUUUACAUUACUAAACUCGUAAUUAUGUAGGCUGACCUAGAUUGCUUGAUGAUGAAAUUAUUUAGCCAUUAGUAGAUAUUGUUACUAUAUUAAUGCUAUUAGCACGGCUACCGCCAGGGGCGGGUUUUUCGCUUAGUCAUAUUUCGUCUUUGACGUCUUGAUUAAUGUCUUUGUGUAAAAUUGAUCAAUUACUUAAGUAAUUAAUAUUUCUCCUUUGAAACCAAAAUUAUACAAUUUAGCACCUAUAUAUAGCUGUUGCUAUUUGAAUGAGAUGGAAAUUAAAGAAAAGGAUUGUACUAGAUGAGUGGCACUCGCCUCACCACGAAUGUUUUGGGACAAUGACACAAGUUUGUGUAUCACCUUGAUAUUAUUAUUCUUAUGGGAAAUAAAUUAUUGUGCGUUAUUUUUGCACAUUGUAAGUCAAAAUAAAUACCAUGUUAAUCCGCUCCUGAUUACAGCAGCGUAUUCGGUAAGCCGCAGAAUUUUAAGUAGGGUUACUAAUCAAAUGCGUAUUCUUUAAAUGUAGUACAUUCCUAUAACAAUCAUUGUACCAGCCUAAAUAUUGUUACAAAGAAAAUAAACGAGAGUAAAAUUAAA
This is a messenger RNA of Spodoptera frugiperda (fall armyworm), 1280 nucleotides long. It is a transcript of the gene robl, whose product is annotated as dynein light chain roadblock-type 2. The record is from RefSeq and is a predicted model, not a curated record. The transcript has a single exon. Gene Ontology annotation, molecular function: dynein intermediate chain binding. Lineage: Eukaryota; Metazoa; Arthropoda; Insecta; Lepidoptera; Noctuidae. The coding region runs from base 324 to 617 and encodes 97 amino acids. Gene Ontology annotation, cellular component: cytoplasm; centrosome; cytoplasmic dynein complex. Gene Ontology annotation, biological process: microtubule-based movement.